Dicrocoelium dendriticum is the source of this 337-nucleotide messenger RNA. The record is from the annotation of a GenBank genome assembly. Lineage: Eukaryota; Metazoa; Platyhelminthes; Trematoda; Plagiorchiida; Dicrocoeliidae.
GAGCGACAGAGCGAAAACGGCGUUUGUAGUACCAUCAGGUUUUUAUGAGUUCCAGACCAUGCCUUUUGGCCUCUCUAACGCCCCUGCGACUUUUCAACGACUGAUGCAAAAAGUGUUACACGAAUUGAUGCCCCACAAGUGUCUUGUUUACCUGGACGAUGUCAUUGUACACGGAAAAACAAAAGACGAGCACCUAAACAACUUGGCGGAGGUGCUAACACGCCUAGUAAAUGUGGGCCUCAAACUCCAGCCCACAAAGUGCCAUUUACUACAGACCGAGGUAACGUAUCUUGGGCACGUCAUUUCGGGGAUGGGGAUUCGUACUGACCCUCGUAAG